This is a messenger RNA of Aspergillus ochraceoroseus IBT 24754, 3809 nucleotides long. Its product is annotated as DDB1/RSE1 family protein. The record is from RefSeq and is a predicted model, not a curated record. Bases 396 to 3809 code for a protein of 1137 amino acids. Gene Ontology annotation, molecular function: nucleic acid binding; protein binding. The transcript has 5 exons. Lineage: Eukaryota; Fungi; Ascomycota; Eurotiomycetes; Eurotiales; Aspergillaceae. Gene Ontology annotation, biological process: proteasome-mediated ubiquitin-dependent protein catabolic process; DNA repair. Gene Ontology annotation, cellular component: site of double-strand break; nucleus.
GUGGUUGUGGUCAGCCUCUUCGGAGUUAAAAAAAAAAAAAGGGGAUCCGCAAGCAGCAGCGUCGUCAUACUAUGUAAUGAGAGCACUGAUUUAUCCAUCCAAAACGCGCCCGGAAGAAAUCUAGUCCUCCUACAGGCAAGCUGCUUCAACAACCAGCUUAUCUCCCUCCCCACUUCUUAUUUUUUCUGAAGCGACCGGAGGGAGAAUGCAAAUUUCUAUGCUGCUUUAACCUUUUUGCGAUUGCCUAUGCCCGUUUCCUUUCUUUCCUUGCUUUUUCCUUGGCUGGAUACGACCAGCAGCUGCCGACGUGCCCUCAUCAUCCCCGCAGUGGCCCUUACCACUUCCAACCCUCCCAAUAUACGCUAGGAGCUGAGAAGUCAUCGCCACUGGAAAUAAUGUCGUAUAUCGUGCCGAUUCACCGGGCGAGCAGCAUCCGCCAUGCAUUGAAGCUGCAAUUUAUGAAACCCGAGGAGGAGUGCUUGGUUGUUGCGAAGGCGAACCAACUCGAGUUUUACUCCCUCACUCCCGACGGCCUCACCCUCGUUACAUCAUGCUCUAUAUACGCAAGGGUGACCAUGCUCGCCCGCCUCCCAGCUCCGGUGAAUUCACCCACGGACCAUCUAUUCGUCGGGACAGAUCGAUACAGCUACUUCACACUCUCCUGGGACAGUGGAAGAAACCAAGUACGUACGGAGCGGAAUUAUGUCGAUAUUGCGGAUCCGUCUUCUCGCGAAACACAAACGGGCAGUCGGUGCUUGAUCGAUCCCAGUGGUCGGUUCAUGACGCUGGAGGUCUACGAUGGCAUGAUUGUGGUUGUUCCGAUUAUCCAGCUACCAAGUAAAAAGAGAGGCCGACAGGUUGCUCUGCCCUCUGGGCCUGAUGCGCCCCAGGUGGGGGAGCUGGGGGAGCCGAUAAUCACGCGGAUCGAUGAGCUUUUUGUGCGCUCUUCUGCGUUUUUACAUGUGCAGACUGCUCCACCAAGGUUGGCGCUAUUGUACGAGGAUAACCAGAAAAAGGUCAAGUUGAAGGUUCGGGAGUUGAAGUAUAAUGCGGGGGUAGGAGCGGAGUCGGAAUUUGUACAUUUUGCGGAUUAUACACAGGAGUUGGAUCUUGGGGCUUCUCAUUUGAUCCCUGUUCCUGCUCCAUUAGGUGGCCUUCUUAUCCUGGGCGAAACAUCGCUGCAAUAUGUUGAUGUCGAUAACAACGAGAUUCUCUCGCGGCCUUUGGACGAGGCAACCAUUUUCGUUGCCUGGGAACAGGUCGACAGCCAGAGGUGGCUGCUUGCAGAUGAUUAUGGAAGGCUGUUUUUUCUGAUGCUGGUCUUAGAUGAUUCGCAUACCAAAGUGGAACACUGGAAAUUACAUCAUCUGGGAAACACAUCUCGAGCUUCUGUUCUCGUCUAUCUUGGGGGAGGAAUCGUGUUUGUCGGAUCGCAUCAAGGAAAUUCUCAGAUUCUUCGCAUUGCGGACCGGUCAUUCGAAAUACUGCAAACGUUGUCCAAUAUUGCCCCUAUUCUAGACUUCACCAUAAUGGACCUUGGGAACCGCACAAGCGAAAGCCAGACACAUGAAUUUUCAUCCGGCCAGGCCCGAAUUGUUACUGGCUCCGGCGCCUUUGAUGAUGGUACUCUCAGAAGUGUGCGCAGUGGGGUCGGGAUGGAAGAGCUGGGUGUUCUAGGUGAUAUGGAGCAUAUCACAGACCUUUGGGGCCUGCAAGCCGAGUCAAAGGAUAACUUCCUGGACACCCUUCUGGUCACAUUUGUGGAUGAGACGAGAGUGUUCCGGUUUAGUCCCGAUGGCGAAGUCGAAGAGUUGGAAAGCUUUCUAGGACUCAGUCUUUCGGAGAAUACGCUUCUCGCCGCCAAUUUACCUAACGGGAGAAUUCUACAAGUUACUGAACAAAGAGUUCUUAUUGCGGAUAUCGAGGGUGAAAUGACUGUGUAUGAAUGGACGCCGCCGAAUCAGCUGAUCAUCACGGCGGCUUCUUCCAAUGAUGACAUGAUCGUUCUUGUUAUUGGCGGUGAAUUGGUAACUGUACUGGAUGUUCGGAAUGAAGCUCAGGUGGUGGUGCAGAAAGACUUCGGGGCGGAUAACCAGAUCUCGGGCGUCACAUUACCGUCGUCGCCAACGGAGGUCUGCAUUGUUGGAUUUCCUCAACUAGCCAAAGUUUCUGUGCUGAGACUCAAGGAUUUGCAAGAGAUUAAUACAACCCUACUCGGCCCGGCCGGUGAGGCAUUCCCACGCUCUGUUCUUGUUGCUAAUGUGCUUGUGGAUAGUCCGCCCACGCUCUUCAUUUCAAUGGCGGAUGGUAGCGUUAUCACGUACAAUUACAAUAUUAACGAUCGCUCUCUAACAAGCAUGACCAAACUUAUCCUUGGAUCCGAGCAGCCGAGCUUCAAGAAACUACCGAGAGGUGAUGGACUGUAUAAUGUCUUUGCCACAUGCGAGAAUCCGAGCUUAAUCUAUGGAUCCGACGGCCGCAUUAUCUACUCUGCCGUCAACUCCGAAGGAGCCUCGCGCAUAUGCCAUUUCAACUCAGAGGCAUAUCCCGGAUCGAUCGCAGUCGCCACGGCCCGUGAGUUGAAGAUUGCCUUGGUAGACAAGGAAAGGACGACGCAGAUCCAAACACUCCCGAUCGCCGCUACUGUCCGGCGGGUCGCGUACUCUCCUUCUGAGAAGGCCUUUGGUAUCGGCACAAUAGCACGUAAACUGAAGAACGGAGCAGAAAUUGUCACGAGUCAGUUUGUUCUGGCCGAUGAGAUCUUAUUCCGCCGCCUUGACUCCUAUGACAUGCACAGCGAAGAGAUCGUGGAAAGCGCAAUCCGGGCAGAGUUUCCAGCCGCCAAGGAUGAAAACGGGCGGGACACGCACCCUGCGAAGGACCGGUUCAUUGUCGGUACCGCCGAUCUUGACGAGGACGCGGACACGCCUCGAGGGCGUAUUCUCAUAUUUGAGGUUGAUAAUGGCCGGAAACUUGCCCAAGUCGCCAAUCUAUCUGUCCGAGGAGCAUGUCGGGCCCUCGCAAUGAUGGGUGAUAAAAUUGUCGCCGCACUUGUUAAAACGGUCGUCGUGUACAAAGUGAUACAUACAUUUAGCGGGAUAAAGCUCGAGAAACUCGCCAGUUACAGGACAUCUACCGCACCAGUGGACGUAACGGUAUCCGGCAACACAAUCGCCAUUUCUGAUCUCAUGAAAAGUGUAUGCAUCGUGGAAUAUGAGGAAGGCGAAAAUGGCCUCCCCGAUAAGCUUACGGAAGUGGCCCGCCAUUUCCAAACUGUCUGGGGGACAGGCGUAGCCUCUAUCGCACCGGAUACUUUCCUCGAAAGCGAUGCAGAAGGUAAUCUGAUUAUGCUUCGCCGCAACCGCUCAGGAGUUGAAGAAGAUGAUAAGCGUAGGCUAGAGGUAACGGGUGAGAUUUCGCUAGGCGAAAUGGUCAAUCGUAUCCGGCCCGUUAAUAUCCAGCAACUUCCCGGUGCAACUGUCAUACCUAGAGCUUUCCUUGGAACAGUCGAAGGCUCUAUCUAUCUGUUCGCCAUGAUCAACCCUGAACAUCAAGACUUCUUAAUGCGCUUACAGGCCACAAUGGCCGGGAAAGUCGACUCUCUGGGCGGCAUCUCGUUCAACGAAUUCCGUGGCCUCCGAACCAUGACCCGCGAAGCGAAGGAGCCAUAUCGUUUCGUGGACGGAGAACUUAUUGAGCGGUUCCUUGGUUGUGAUCCGAGCGUGCAGCAGGAAAUUGUCGAUAUGGUCGGUGUGAUGGAUGUUGAAGAAGUCAAGCUUAUGAUAGAAGCUCUGAGGAGAUUACACUAG